CUUCCAUUGGAGAAGGGAGAGACCAAGGGAGUUUCGUCUCUUAACCUAUGGAACUGAAUUCAUUCAUUUUAUUUACAAACCUGGAGGACAGAAAAACUGGAUAUUGAACUCGGUUUGCUUGGCAGAAAGCCGAGGAUUCCAAGCGGAUAUAAUGGGUUGUUGUUACAGUAGCGAGACUGAGACCACCGAGCAGGAUCGGGAUGAAAGGAAACCAUUGAUCCCUCACCCCAAUCCAGAUAGCAAACCUGUCAAUGGCACUGAGCGUAAUCCGUCGAAUCUUCCCUCCACUCGGACUGAUGAGCAGGCUCUCCUCACAUCCAUCCUCACCAAGACAGCACUGAAUAUAAUUGAUGUUUCUGCAGCAGAUUCUCAAGGAAUGGAACAGCAUGAGUACAUGGACAAGGCUCGGCAAUACAGUACAAAACUGGCAGUUUUGAGUAAUACACUGUCACAGAAGAAGCCCACGCCUCUUCCCUCCCUUACCAGUCAACCACACCAAGUGCUUGCGAGUGACCUUGUGCCAUAUUCAGACAUGCAACAGGUUUCGAAGAUAGCUGCUUACGCAUACAGUGCAAUUUCACAGAUCAAGGUGGAUGCAAAAGAAGAACUGGUUGUUCAGUUUGCAAUUCCCUGAUCUGUGCGUUUGCUGGCUGCUCCCUUUUUGUCCCGUCUCUUGUACAGUUUUGUUUUUUCUUUUUGCAACUGCAAUCCCUUUUUCCUGUUUCUUCAAGCUGCCAGCAGCAGCUCUGGUGGAGCUGCAACUACUGACAGCAAACCAGGCUCCAAAAUCAGCUCAUACUGUACAGGAUUUCUCUGAAAACAUGAUUUUUUCAAUCUAUUGUUGGAAGCUGUUGAGGAAUUUUAAAAAUUCAAAAUGCAGUGUUAAGGCUAGAAAAUCUGGUUCCUUAUUUUUGCUUAUUUAAAAUUAGCUUUUUUUUGAGAAGGGUUCAGCUCAAUAAUAAAAUGUAAACAAUGUAAAGUUGGACAGGGGCCAUGUUGUUGAGCAGUCUCUGAAACCUGUUGCUUGAUGAGUAGCUGGUGUGAGAGUGCGGCUGCUGUGGGUUAAUGUUGUCACUUUACACCCACGCACAACAGUAGCUAGUUUUCUACAGCUCAGCGAGUGAGGAUCAGAAAGCCUCAAAAUGGCCGGCUGUCACCUGUAGAGCAUUCAUAAAUCAGGCAUGAACCACACCCCCAUUAGUCCUAAAUCUCUGCCUCAGUGUGAAGGAGGACUGGUUUGAAAAAAAGAACACAAGUUCAAGUCCAGGCCUUUGGGGAAAGAAUGGCCACAGUGUUUACGAACAUCCCUUAGCCUUUCUAGUUUUUCUGAGAUUCACUUUCAGUCUACAAUAACAAAAAAGAAUUAACGGUCAUAGUUCAAAUCGUACUUGCAAGAGUAAAGGCGUGUGAAAUACAAAAGGUGUAUGAAAUACAAUAAUGGUGUAGUGCUGAUUUUUUUCUACCAGUGUAAAGACAUUAUAGUAAAGACAGGACAUGGUGUGUGUUUGCACCUCCCCUUCAGAUAGUAGAGUUUGCAGAAGAUUAACCAUUUGAGAUGGCAGACAGACAUACACCAUUAUAGUGAAUUAGUCAGGGAGCUACAGUAUGACAAACGCAGUCUUAGAUUUUUAUAAAAAGGAAGUGUUUUAUCCAGUUUUUUCCAUUUUUAUGGAAAGGAAAAUGGGAGAUUUUGGUGAUUUCUUUAACCUGGAAUUAGCAAUCCACUUGUCAACCAUCAAUGAGCUGUGUACUUUGAGUGAUUGAAGUUAAAUCGUCAGAAAAUACAGUUAUUUAUUUCUUUUAAAUGUAUUUAUACUCACUUUCUCUCUGUUCUGUUGUGAGAAGAUUUAUAGUGCAAAAGUAAGCACUUUUGGGGUUUUUAAAGGGAUGUACUGUAGGGAUGCAAAACAAACCAUUUUAUGUUUUGGCUUGCAGUGUGCUAAAAUAUAUUUUUCUUUUUUGUCAAUUAAUAUGUAAUAUGACCUGAAUUGUUUAUUACUUCGGCUAGCACCGACAAAGUUUAUUAAAACAUUCUAAUGCCCAUUUUCAAUUUAAUUACAUUAUGCAUUAAAAUUUUCAAACAUAAAAA
Messenger RNA from Anguilla rostrata (American eel), 2089 nucleotides. RefSeq names its product late endosomal/lysosomal adaptor, MAPK and MTOR activator 1 (gene lamtor1). Bases 152 to 634 code for a protein of 160 amino acids. Lineage: Eukaryota; Metazoa; Chordata; Actinopteri; Anguilliformes; Anguillidae. Gene Ontology annotation, cellular component: lysosome; Ragulator complex; membrane raft. Gene Ontology annotation, biological process: lysosome organization; endosomal transport; positive regulation of MAPK cascade. The transcript is spliced from 5 exons. Gene Ontology annotation, molecular function: guanyl-nucleotide exchange factor activity; molecular adaptor activity. The record is from RefSeq and is a predicted model, not a curated record.